This is a messenger RNA of Diaporthe amygdali, 4065 nucleotides long. RefSeq lists its product as uncharacterized. Gene Ontology annotation, biological process: mRNA splicing, via spliceosome. The record is from RefSeq and is a predicted model, not a curated record. Gene Ontology annotation, molecular function: U2 snRNA binding; protein binding. NCBI's taxonomy places the organism in Eukaryota, Fungi, Ascomycota, Sordariomycetes, Diaporthales, Diaporthaceae. The transcript is spliced from 5 exons. The coding region runs from base 1 to 4065 and encodes 1354 amino acids. Gene Ontology annotation, cellular component: nucleus; U2 snRNP.
AUGGCUUCCCAGUUCCAGUCUCAGGUCCUCGAAAAUGGCCAGUGGGUUGCGAGGACCUUGAAUGUCAACGACGUCCUGAGCAAACCCGCCACGAAACCAACCAAGCAAAAACAACCACCGCCCCAAUGCGGCAUCAUGACCAGAACCUUGGUCGAAAGCCCGGUUGCUCAUUGGAUCCUCCCCGUGCGACUCCGCUCCCCUCAGCACAACGAUAUUGCAAUAGUGGGCGAUCACUACGUGCAAAUAUCAGAGCUUCAGGACGAUUUGCAGCUUCACAGCAUCGUCAAGAAGAAGGAUUUCGGGUCGCGUAUUCGCAAUGCCAAGGUCAUUGGCACUUUUAAUAGGGACGACAUUGACGCCAGCAGGUUCCAAGCCAGCCGAUCUCAUUCGCAGCAUCAGGACGAUGAUAUUGACGUGGGCAUGUCGGAGGUUUCUACCCCGGCGUCAUCCCCAAACCCGCCGCACCUACCUCCUCAGCUCCUCCUGAUUGUCCUGGAGACAGGCGACUGCGUGUUCCUUUUCCUGCGGUCUGGAAGAGAUGGAUCAUUCGAAUUUGCUGCAGUACAACACGAACUUGAUACUACGCGCCUCGUUCGUCCCGGUUUCCAUUUGGCAGUUGACCCGAGCUCGAGGUAUGUGGCUCAGGCCUGCUCCAGGGACAUCUUCGUUGUUCACGAGCUUGAAUCGAUCAGCAACCUAAACAACUCUUUCAUACAUGGCCAGCCCUUGAGACCGGUCAAAUCAUCCCGCCCGCGGGCUGUCAACGGCACAAUCCAUACCAUGGAGUUUCUCUAUCCCAGGCCACAAGAUCCUCACCACAUCAUAUUGCUGCUCAUAGUGGUCAACAGGGGAGUGCCCCGCAUGGUCACGUACGACUGGGAGCUGGGUGAUGAUAUCGGAGAGGUGUUGUCCGCGGAGAAAAUGGGCCAUCUGUUGCCAAGAGAUCACGAGAUGCCGCUCCUCAUAAUCCCACUCACCAUACGCACGGCGUUCUUUGCCGUCUCAGAGGGGGAAAUCGCAUACUGCAAAGACAUACUACACGGCUCUCCUACUUUUGAGCCUUGCGAGAUUGGGGACUUCCCUCCAUCCGAGCAUCAUGACGGGGCGGAACUCCCGCUGUGGACAGCCUGGUCCAGACCUCCUCGACUGUCAAGAUUUCAUCCGAAAAACGAUCAUAUAUACGUUGCGAGGGAGGAUGGGCUCGUGUUAUUCCUCGAAUGUGACUCUGACAACAUUCUUGGAGCUUCCUUCAACCACGGAACAUUUUGCAACGUGUCGACAGCCUUUACGAGUCUUUCGCACCACAACGACGAUAUCCUAGUGUUUGGAGGAGACUCUGGGCUUGGGGGCGCACCUCCGAGGGAACAGGUCGCGCGACUAAGUCAGAUUCCAAACUGGUCGCCGACUGUUGAUUUCGUCACAACAAACGAAUCUCGCCGCUGGGAUGAUCACGAUGGUGCCACAGGGAAGACAGGAACUGGCUCUGGUUGGGAUACCGAUAUCCUGUCGCCUGGUUUCCUCAAACCAGAUAAAAUAUUUGCCGCAGCGGGGAGAGGGCGAAAUGGUUCAAUUGUGGAAUAUCGUCAUGGCUUGCAAGCAAACAUUGGUAUAGAUUUCGACUUUGGCACAGUGGUCAAACGGUGUUUUAUGCUUCCGGCCAACGUAUCAGACCGGGACUACGGCCAUCAUUUGUUGUUAUCGCUGCCUGGCAGAUCUGCCCUUCUUCGUUUUGACUCGGACUUUUCCUCGACCUUUGACGUGGAUCCCGACGAAACGCCAUACGACAUAUCUUCACCGACUCUGAUGGCAAGACGUAUCUCCGAGGAAACCAUCGUUCAGGUCACCGAAAGUGGUAUUGUGUUCAUCAAUUCCUCCACGAGCAACCAGUUUUCCUUCUCUUCUUUAGGGGUUGGAAGUGCGGCUGUCACAGAUGCUACGAUCCAACGGAACCAGCUGGCAAUCACGUCUCAUUCGGCGAACGACUUUGAGCUGCACAUCAUCCUGCUUGAUGGUUCCCGCCUUGAGGCAAGGCAUCUGCAUAAGGAAACUUUCGAGGGAGAGGUGACGUGUCUCGGGCUCUGUGACAUUGGGGGCAAAACCCACGCUGUUGCAUGUCUAUGGUGGAACAGCGCCGUCUACCUGGACUUGUACAGCGUCCAGGAUAAGGAGCACGUGAAACUCAUCCCUAUUCAAUCUUUUGCCGAAGAUCUUUCGCCAGACGAUCCCCAGAGGAGUCUGUUAGACAAUAUGGAACCUUUCACAAGCAUCGUGCCAAUUUUACAUGGCGCUGGAAACAAUGUUCUUGUUUCUGGAAGCCGCGAUGGGGCCUUGAUGACGCUCAGCCUUGGUGAUAAUUACGAAGUCGCGUCGGUGUCUCUAGAAAAGGUGGGCUCUGUGCCAGCCUACGUAUACGCAGCGUUUGACGGAUCGGCAUUUGUCUGCUGCGACUCGAGCUUCACGCUGAUUAGCGACUUCCAAGGAGGCAAGCGAGGAUUUGCCAAGAAACAAAAUGUGUGGACUGUGGAUGCGAACGACAGCAGCAAAGUCGCUCCGAGCUUUACUUCUGUUGUGGUUCUUCAAGAGAGUCUGUCUGGCAAUGUCGCCAACACGCCGCUGCUUCUUCUCGCGACUGACCAUGUUUUGCUUUCCGAGUUGCAACCAGAUGUGGGACCUGUCCAACGGCAUAUACCCUUGGGCAUGACGCCCCAGAAACUGCUUUACUCGCACGUCCUGAAAUGUCUGGUCGUGGGCGCAAGAACACUUGAUGACAGGCCCACUUUGAGGUUUAUUGACCCUGACACUGGAGAUGAUCUCUCACUUCCUUUGCACGGCCAAACGAAGGAGCCCAUUGAUUUCAUAAACGGGCUAGGGAAGUCUGGAGACCGGGUUCUCUGCCUAGAUGAGUGGCAUGUUGAGUCGAAGAACAAGAACUUCUACUUCAUUCUCGUUGCAACGAAUGGAGGUCCCGGGGAUGGCGGGAGGGUUUUGAUCGUUUCCACACAACUAGAAAGGCCAGCACAAGGUGAGAGCCGUGGAAGAAUAUCAUUCUGGACUCGGCACAGGAUAAAAGGGCCGAAGGAGCCUGUGUACGCUGUCACCGCCGCAGGUCGCAAGAUCCAGGCCGCCUUCCACUCGGAGCUCGUCUACUACAGAUUAGACGACGGAGAAAAGAAACUUACACAGGUGUCCACGACCCGGCUUGACUCAGAGGCCUGGAGGCUGAGCAUCCUCCCCAACUCGCCGCACACCCUGGCACUGACGAGGCGGGAAUCUCUGUGGGUACUUGAAGAGGCUGAAAACGAUACCGACGGCUUCGAAGUGCGUCAUGUCAACCCACACACGCCACUCAGCUUAGACAUGCUCGAGGUGGCCGGAGGUUGGUCCUCGCCGCCUAUAACCGCGAUGCCAUCGGAGCCGGAGCCGUCGAUCAUCCUUGUCGCCGACCAGGAAUGUGGCCUCAACGGGCUCUGGAUACCCUGGGACUCGCCCGACAAGGACUGCGAUGUGCUAUUUGAGACGGAUCUCCCGUCCACGGUGCGGCGGCUCCGACUGGGGCGGACGCUACCGCCGUGGGCGCGCGACGCGCGAGGUCGCAACAAGAGGUUCGGGCUGCUGCCAGCGUCUGUCAACGACGCCGAGGUGCUAGGGAUGGGCAUUGACGGGUCGCUGCAGCACUUCACGCUACUGGACCUCGGGGCGUGGCGGUUCCUGCGGUUCCUACAGAACGUGUCGGAGACGUCGGCGGAGCUGUACCCGUUCACGUACAUGCAGUUCGAGUCGCUCGAGGACGAGGCGGCGUUCGACCCGCGGCCGUCGACGGACCGCGACACGCUCGAGCGGCAGGUCGACGGGGACCUGAUGCGGCGCAUCCUGGACCGGCGGGCGCUCGAGGGCCUCGUCUGGACCAAGCACGAGUGGGUCGGCUACUUCAUGGAGUUUCUCGACGGCGUGGACGGCGGGAAGUGGACGAGGUUCGAGGGCGUGCUGGAUGAGGAGGAGAGGAGCAGGGCGUACUUCCGGCUGGCUUAUGAGAUACUAGAGUAUUUCCUCGUUCCGAUCAUUUGA